This is a messenger RNA of Olea europaea var. sylvestris, 2619 nucleotides long. Its product is annotated as pentatricopeptide repeat-containing protein At3g18020. The coding region runs from base 51 to 2141 and encodes 696 amino acids. The transcript has a single exon. The record is from RefSeq and is a predicted model, not a curated record. Gene Ontology annotation, molecular function: protein binding. Lineage: Eukaryota; Viridiplantae; Streptophyta; Magnoliopsida; Lamiales; Oleaceae.
UUUCAAAACAUUGAAAAUACUGAAAUCAGACAUACAAUACAAAACCUCAGAUGUGUCUACGUAAAAUCCCCUCGUGUCACCCUUGUCUCAGUGCCGGGAAAGUCGCUCCAUUUCUUGCAUAUUUCUCAACAAAGCCCCACCCACUCCUCCAAAGUGCUAAUCAUGAAAUCAGCAAUUUUGCACAACCAUCAGAAGAAAAAUCCACAGAUAAUAUCACUCCCAUAAUCGACAGAAAGUAUUGGACAGGCCGUAUCCACAAGCUGUGCACCGUCUACCAUGACGUGGACGCCGCCCUCGACCUCCUCCACGACCUCUCUGUACGUGGGUUCCGGCCGGACUCACUCAAUAUCAGCAGCAUUAUACACGCAUUCUGCGAAUCAGGCCGAUUCUCGGAAGCCCACAAUCGCCUUCUUCUUUUUAUUGGCUCUAGUUGCACCCCAGAUGAGCGGACUUGCAAUGUUUUAAUUGCACGCUUGCUAGAUGCGCGGGAGCCGUAUUGUACAUUGCGCGUCAUUCGGGCGUUGAUACAUGAUAAGCCUAAUUUUGUCCCUUCUUUGAUGAAUUUUAACCGGCUGAUUGAUCAGUUUUGUAAUUUGGAGAGACUGCGUGAAGCCCAUUCGCUGUUUUAUCAUAUGAUGAGCAGAGGUCACCGCCCCAACGAAGUUUCGUACACUACGUUAAUUAAUGGAUAUUGUAAAGUUGGGGACAUGGGUGCUGCUCAGAAGCUGUUCGAAGAAAUGUCUGAGUAUGGAGUGAAGUGCAAUGCACUUACUUAUAGUGUCUUGAUUCGUGGAAUUUUGCGGAAAAGAGAGUUUGAAUAUGGGAAAGAAUUGAUGAGAAGGCUUUGGGAUGUUAUGAAAACUGAGGAGGAUAUCCAUGUUAACAAUGCGGCCUUUUGUAAUGUUAUUGAUUCUUUAUGUAGAGAAGGGUUGUUCCACGAAGCAUUUAAGAUUGCAGAAGAUAUGCCGCAAGGGGCAAAUGUUGUAGAAGAAUUUGCUUAUGGGAAACUGAUUGAUUCACUGUGUACAUUUGGGAGGUGCAAUGGAGCUGCAAGGAUUGUUUAUAUGAUGAGAAAGAGAGGGUUUACACCAAGCUUGUCAUCAUAUAAUUCAAUUGUUCACGGUCUAUGCAAGGAGGGUGAUUGCUUAAGGGCUUAUCAGUUGUUGGAAGAAGGGAUUGAGUUGGGGUACUCGCCGUCCGAGUACACUUACAAGAUCUUAGUUGAAGGUCUUUGUUAUGAAUCUGAUAUUACUAAAGCAAGAAAAGUUUUAAAUGUGUUGUUGAGCAAGGAAGGUGUAUACAGGACUAGGAUAUACAAUAUAUUUUUGAGGGCUCUUUGUCUUAUGAAUAACCCAACUGAGCUCCUCAACGUACUUGUUUCUAUGUAUCAAGCUCAAUGCCAGCCAGAUAUCUUUACCCUCAAUACUGUUCUAAAUGGAUUUUGCAAAAUGGGAAGAGUUGUAGACGCUUUACAGGUUCUUCGUGAGAUGAUGUCAGGGAAGUUUUGUGCCCCGGAUAGGGUGACAUUUACAACUAUUAUUUGUGGAUUGUUAAAUGUAGGAAAGGUGGAAGAAGCUCGCAAUUUUUUGUAUAAAGUCAUGCCUGAAAAUGGUUUAUCCCCUAAUGUUGUUACUUAUAAUGCAGUUCUUCGUGGAUUGUUCAAACUAGGCCUGGAAAAUGAAGCUAUGGAAGUUUUUGAUAAUAUGGUCUCUAGUGGAGUGUUUGCUGAUUGCACUACUUAUACUAUUGUCAUCGAGGGGCUAUGUGAUUCUCACAGGAUAGAUCAGGCUAAGAGAUUUUGGGAGGAGGUCAUUUGGCAUUCUGGAGUUCAUGACAAUUUUGUUUAUGCAGCCAUACUUAAAGGGCUUUGCCACGCUGGCAAAUUCAAUGAGGCGUCUGAUUUUCUAUAUGAACUGGCAGAUUGUGGUGUUACCCUCAAUAACGUAAAUUACAACAUUGUCAUUGACAAUGCUUGCAAGUUGGGUUUGAAGAGAGAGGCUUAUCAGAUUGUGGGUGAAAUGAGAAAGAAUGGGCUAACCCCAGAUGCUGUAACAUGGAGAAUAUUAGAUAAAUUGCAUGAUAAUGUAGGAAAUACAUUUUGUGAGGAUUCAAAUUUGCAAUCUAUUGAGUUUGUACGCUAACCAUAGAGCUGAACAGUCCAGUCAAAUUGCUGUUCUAGUAGAAAAUUAAUGGAAGACAGGGAAUGGAAAAUCAGAAAUGGACGCUUUCAAAAAGUAAAGCACCAUGAGCAGUGAAGGUGAAAAUGAAAAUAUGGUUGAUGUCAAAUUCCUGAUCAGGUAUGCACCAAAAUCUUUGUUGGUGAAAACAUAAUAUACUUGAUUUGAAAAUGAUUCUUGAGACUUCCAAAUCAAAGUUUUUUAUGUUAGUGUUGGUCAUGCUUGGCUGGGAUAUAUAUACAUGUUUCUUACCCAAGACGCUGAUAUUUUCUUUUAUGCUAGUAACUGAUCUAGAUUUAGUUCAUUAAGUUUGUCGUCAUAAAAAUUCAUUCUAGGAAGAAUCUGUUAUUCAAAACAAUUGUCAGAUGAGGAUUUUUUAAUUUUUUAGGUGUUACUGUAUUAGACAGUUACUUAAAGGUCGUUAGUAUAAUUUGCUCUAGAA